CGCUUUGUGCUGAAACCGUUUCUCUAUCUAACUGCGCUGCUUAUUUGAAAAGCGAGCCCCAAUAAUCGCAGCUUCGGUUUUCACACUGGGGAACGUAUCUACCUGACAUUUAGCUACACGUGUAAUCUACCUGUGUUCUGUUUUUAUCGCUGUGAGGACCGCUGAAACGCCACUGACCGUCACUUGUCUUAUUGAGUAAUACUGGACUGGAACAAAUUGAGACUGUCAGCUCAUCCCGCCUUUGCCUGGACUGGGGAGUUUAGUGCCUGUGCCUGUUGUAGGCUGUGUGUGUUUGUUCCUCACCAGUGAUUCCUUAUGCUUGAUCGAAGCUGCACCCUGUGUCGUACAGGAUGGAUGGUGUGGACUUAAAGAGACCUGUAUAUCAACAUCAGCACUUUGUGUUCUGCUGCAGUGUUCAGUCCCUCUCCAUUUGUAAGAGAACACAUCUCGUCUUACACCUUCAGUCCCCGAAAUAUAUUUAUAAAGAUAGUCUUUGAGCAAUAAAAAGGGAGAGCUGGAGAUAGACAUUGUAAAUCUUUCUCUUUUUUUCCUUUUUGAAGCACAGCUAGAUAUUGCUUAGAUAAGCCAAAAUGGCAAGCAUGAAAAUAUCCUUAUUUUAAUUUUUCAGUUAUCGUACCUCCUUAACUCUUAGUGUGGGUGGUGGGAUGUCGGAAAAGCCAGACGACAAAAUGGUGAAGUUCCUGGCUCCCCCUCAGAAAAGUGGAAAUGGCCCUAGUUCUGGUUCAGAUUCGAUGGUUGGUGAGGGUCGGCCAGUGGAAGUGAGACGCCGGCAUCACACCAUGGAACGCGAUCGAUGUAACCCUGAACACCGUUUUCUACGUCGCAGUGUCAUCAGUGAUUCUAAUGCCACAGCUUUGGCCCUUCCUUUACCCAGCAAGAUCCCCAUCCCUACGCCUCAGCUGGUUCAGCCACAGGAAGCAGUCCUCCAGCAGCAAAAGACUGCUGGUACUUACUCACCCAAGGCUGAACCAAGUUUAUCUCAAAAUGAGAAGUCUGUGGAUGGUGGAAAAGAGGGAGAAGGAAAAGAUAUAGAAAUAGCCAGGGUGGCUGUAGUGCCUUCACAGCAAGAGCCUGCUAGAGUGCGUGACAUCUGUGAUGGAGAGGCAGUAGUAGCAGCUCACACGACACCCAGCCUGGAAACAGAAUUGCCAAGUCAAGUUGAACCUGAAAGCAGCACUGAGGUGAAGGUACAACACGAGGAAGGAGAGGAGGCAGAUAAGGACGCCAGAGCCCGAGCAGAGGCGGAGCAACGGGAAGCUGAGAAAAAAGUCCAAGAAGACAUCGAGGAGGCUGAAACCAAAGCAGUGGGCACAUCACCUGACGGACGGUUCCUGAAGUUUGACAUAGAAAUUGGACGUGGCUCUUUCAAGACAGUCUACAAGGGCUUGGACACCGAGACCACUGUGGAGGUGGCUUGGUGUGAAUUGCAGGAUCGUAAGCUUUCAAAGUCGGAACGGCAGCGUUUUAAGGAGGAGGCUGGCAUGUUAAAGGGACUACAACAUCCCAACAUUGUUCGCUUUUACGACUCCUGGGAAGGACCCUCCAAAGGCAGGAAGUGCAUUGUGUUGGUCACGGAGCUCAUGACUUCUGGCACACUCAAAACAUAUCUGAAGCGGUUCAAGGUGAUGAAAAUUAAAGUGCUGCGGAGCUGGUGUAGACAAAUCCUGAAGGGCCUCCACUUUCUUCACACUCGGGCUCCUCCAAUCAUCCACAGAGACCUUAAAUGUGACAACAUUUUCAUCACAGGCCCCACAGGGUCUGUCAAGAUUGGAGACCUGGGACUGGCCACUCUCAAACGCGCAUCCUUUGCCAAAAGUGUUAUAGGUACCCCUGAGUUCAUGGCGCCUGAGAUGUAUGAGGAGAAGUACGACGAGUCAGUGGAUGUGUAUGCCUUUGGAAUGUGCAUGCUGGAGAUGGCCACCUCAGAGUACCCUUACUCAGAGUGCCAGAAUGCUGCACAGAUCUACCGCAGAGUUACCAGCGGGGUGAAGCCAGGCAGCUUUGACAAGGUGGCCAUUCCUGAAGUGAAGGAGAUCAUCGAGGGAUGUAUUCGUCAGAACAAGGAUGAGAGGUACUCGAUCAAGGACUUGCUGAACCAUGCCUUCUUCCAGGAGGAUACAGGCGUGCGUGUGGAGCUGGCAGAAGAGGAGGAUGGAGAGAUGCAAGCUAUUAAGCUGUGGUUGAGAAUUGAGGAUGUAAAAAAACUCAAGGGGAAGUACAAAGACAACGAAGCCAUUGAGUUUUCUUUUGACCUCAUCAAAGAUGUUCCAGAGGAUGUGGCUCAGGAAAUGGUUGACUCUGGUUAUGUGUGUGAAGGUGACCACAAGACCAUUGCGAAAGCCAUAAAAGACAGAGUUUCUCUAAUCAAUCUUAAGAGGGCUCAGCGGAAGCAGGUCAGAGAAGAUCAGGAGAAGAGAAGGCUUGAAGAAGAACAGCAAUCACAGCCCCCACAGCAAACAGGCCAACAGUCUGGCAUGGAGGCGACUCAGUCACAGCCCGUUUCACAGCAUGCAUCUUACAUGCCUCCACAGCCUAACCAACACAGCUCACAGAUGUCUGUCCAACCGGCAGCUCAACAGAGCCUUCAGACGUCUAACUACAACACUCCUCAAUCGCAGGGCGUUUCUUAUAUUCCCCAGUCAACUGGGCAAAUCCCGGUACAGAAUCAGAGCUUAGCUGCUGUUCAGCCAGAGUCCGAAGAGCCCGAGAGUGACCAGCAGCUGCAGCACACUGGAGGUGCUUGGGACAUGGGAGAUAGACUAGCAGGUUCCUCUGUUGUUACUGAGGCUCAGCCCUCUCAGUCUGGAGUAUCCUACAGCUCUUCCACCAGUCAGACACAGAGUGAUCAAACGCAGCAACAGCAGCUGGCAGUGGGUGGUCAGUCUGAAGUUGUUCCUGUUCCAAAUACCAACCAGUCCGUCCCAGUGACACCUGCACAGUAUGGAGUUUACUACCAAUCAUCGCUUCCCCCUCAGAUUCCCUCCCAACAAUCGACAAUGGCCCCAUCUUCUCACCCACAGCAGCAGUCAGAGAGCACCAGUGCUCCACAGAGCUCUCUACAAUCACAGGCACAGACAGGAGCUCAGCAUUUACAGUCUUGGGCCAGUGAUCCAAGUACUCCUAUCCUGUCUCCACCACUCAACGCAGAGCACCUAUACUUCCUCUAUCAGGCCUCAUGCCUUUCUGUUGUGCAGGCUCCUGUGAGUGUUCCUCAGUCCACACCAGUGGAGCAGCCAGUGGGAUCUUCUUCCCUAGCACCACCGUCUGUAGAUAGCUGUCCGUCAGAUGCAGCUUCGGGUCUUAGUGAUGGCAAUGAUGGUUCUACAUCAGGAGGCCGCCAUGAGGGCCGCUCGCUGAAGCGGCAACAGCGGCGAUCUGUACGCAGUCGCUCUCGCCAUGAGAAGACGGCAAAGGCCAAGCUAAAUGUUCUUAGUAUCUCUAAUAUGGGAGACAGAGUAGCAGAGUGCCAGCUGGAAACACACAACAGGAAGAUGGUGACCUUCAGAUUUGAUCUUGAUGGAGAUAAUCCAGAAGAAAUUGCCCAGAUUAUGGUUGAAAGUGAGUUCAUCUUGGAGUCUGAGCGAGAAUCAUUCAUUGAGCAUAUCCGUGAGGUCAUAGAAAUGGCUGAUGAGAAAGGAGAGCGCAUGAAGGAAAGCUUUCCUCAGAUGAGCGACCUUCAACAACAACCUGAGUUGUCUGUUCCCAUGCUAGCAGGUAUUUCCCCCAGCACUACAGCCCAGGUGGUGCAUUCAGCAGGACGUAGGUUCAUCGUCAGCCCAGUGCCAGAGUCUCGACUCAGAGAGCAGUUCUUUGGAGGCGCUUCAACCAAUACCUCAGUUGGAGAAGAGCCUGCUACAGCUCCUUUGGUGUCAUUGGGCCUGUCUCUCUCUGCUCCAUCAGCAACUCUCCAGCAGGCCUUUAAUGAAGUAAAGCAGACUCGUAUUCAGAAAGGCAAAACAUUUGAUGCCUCUGCUGCUGAGCAAGAAUCAGUCACUCCCCACUCCGAGGCUGUCCCAAGCUCUAACAAUAUCACGACUUCUCUCGAGUCUGUAGCUUCCACCACAACUCCCACAUUUCCUUCUCUGAAGUCUGGUGCAGCAUCCUCGCCACCUUCGUCAGCUUCACCUGGGAGGGUUUCCCCUACACCAGUGUCUGUGCCACCCCAAACUGCUGGGAGUGACUGCAGUCCACCACCUCAGUCCUCCCAUGAAACGACCCCUUCACAGUAUCCAAUAGCUGUUAACGUCCCUCCUUCCUCUGUUUCUCCUCCAUCUACACAGCCCUCUGUCCCUGCAGUAAUUGGAUCUCAGCUGGGCAAUAGUUCUAUCUCCUCUGGCUCAUCCAGUACUACUGGAAGUGUUCCUGCACCAGAGCAGCAGCCAUUUAAUAGUGCUGUUGCAUGUUCUCAGCCAGUGAAUUCAUCCAACCAUGCACCACAGAAUACAGCCACCCAGCCCCCACUCCCCACCAACCAAAGCCAAGCCCAGCAGCAGCCAGUGGAGUCAGAAGGGGCUGAGAUUCAGACAAAGACCGCUGGCAGAGAUGACAUCCAUGCCCUUGAGCAGAAGCUGCGGUCUCUUUUUAAAGACCAGAGCUCUGCCUCCCCAGCACUGGAUUCCAGUCAGAAUGCAGGGACCUCCUCUCCUCCCACUGGGACUUCUUCCCCUCCACCCGGACCUGCCCCUGUGCCCCCUUCUAAUCUUCCCCUCACCUCUGGGGCACAAAGUGUUCUGGGCCCGACAACCACUCCAGGGCAGAUUGUAACUGUGGCAGGACAUGCCCAGACUCCUCCAACGAAGCCCAGAGCACAGACUUUACCUGGGGGUUUUGACCAAAUUUCUACAGCUUCGUCUGAUGUGCCCCCAUUUCCUGGACCAAAUCAGCAACCCCUGGAUAAUUUGGAUGCCCAGCUGAGAAGAGCUUUAAGUCCAGAGACGGUUCAGGGAGGCAAUGGUGUCAUUGUAGGACGUUUCCAAGUCUCUAUUGCUGCUGAUGGUGCAACCAGCAGUGCUCAAGAUCCAUCCAGUGUCGUUUCAUCCUCUUCCCAGACGCCGUCCUCAACAUCCUCUUCUUCUUCUUCCACCUCUUCCUCUCCCUCCAGUCCAGAAAAUACCUUUCACCGAUCAUCUCCUCUGCCUAAAGGACUCACUGAAGUUAAUGCUAUCGAUGGGGGCUCUUCUGUUUCUGAGGGUCAGCCCACCACUAUUGGGCGCUUCAUAGUGUCCACGAGCACCAGUGCGACAUCUGAGCCAACCGCUGCCACUGGCUCUAAAGUGGGACGAUUUUCAGUCACAGUGACCCCUGGUCCAGCAGCUAGCUCCAGUCCAACACAUGACUGCAGCGUGCAGAAUGGACCAUCAUCCUCAACUUCUGAUUCUCAUGUCACACAUCCACAUUAUAGUAGUGGGAAUGAUGAUGACUCGGAGACUGAUGAUGAAGCCUUGCAAAAAGAAAUCAGUCGUCUGAGGGAGAAACACAUGAUGGAAAUUCAGGCCUUGCAGGCUCGUCAGAAAGAGGAGAUAGAGGGCCUGUUCACUCGCAUGGGAAAAACUCCUCCUCCUUCUGUGCUCUCCCCUGCUGUGGCCAUGCCUGGAGGACGACGAAGGCUAAAAAGCAAAAGUCACAAAUCUGCUCGCAGUAGUGGACAGCCCAGCCCUGUACACUCAGCUCAGAGCCAAGGUUCAGAGUCCCCUCCAAAGCAAAGUUCAGCCUCAGUAACAGAGACGUCAGAAAUUGCAGCAGAGUCUGUAACACGGUCACAGCUCACAUCCUCUCCAUCCAUGCCAAGCCUCAGCAAUUGCUCCACAGGAUCAAGUGGGAUCAGCUCCACAAAUGGUUCAGGCCACUUGCAGGCUGAGUGUUCUACCCUGUCCCAGGCCACUGGAGCCCCUCCUGCUGGCUCUAACACCCAGAAGGGUAAGGGGACCUUCACUGACGACCUGCACCAACUGGUGGAUAACUGGGCCAGGGAUGCCAUCAGCCAAUCCCAGGGGAAGAGAGGCCCUAAAACUGGAGCACAGGGAGGGUUGGGACUUGAUAUCAUCCCUCCAGCCAACAUUGGCCGUAAAUUCUCAGCUCCAGGCUAUCUUGGCCCACCACAUUCCAACACCACGUCCACUCACCUCCCCAACCCAACCAAUCCCUCUGCUUCUUUGGGGCCUCGCAAAGGCUCCCUGGGUCCAGUUCCCCAGGGGUACGGAUAUACUUCAGUCUCGUACAGUGCUCCUCAGUGGGCAGGACCCACACCAACAUGCCAGAUGGUUAACCCGGGACAGCCACUAACACAGUACCAGCCAUCUACAGCAACUCCAGUGUCUCUGCACCAAGGUUACCAAGUGGGAACUACAUCAGCCCCCCAGAAAUCAGUCAACCCUGGAGGGUCCAACCUGAGGCCUACGUAACCCAGUCUGAGCCCUGAUUGAGGCUGAGAUGAAGGGCCACACAGGGCAGAGGGGACCAGACAGUCGUAGACUGAGAUCACAGCCUCUCUUUGUGGCUUACUGGCUAACUGGCUUGGUAUUGUGCAUUUUAUUUUUAACUUUUAUCAUUGUGUAUUUUUUUUUUCUUUAAUAGCUGACCUGUGUGGUUCAAGUCCUCUCAGGCAGAACAAAGUCUGUCUGGCAAUUGGAGGGAAAGUGCAAUACACACCCACAGCACAAAAAGUCUCACACUUAUCCUGCCAUUAGCUGUGGAAACGAGCUGUGACGUAUUGGCCCAAAGGCACAACGAACAGCAGCCAAAGAUGUUGCUGGAGAGCCGAUCUUUGAAGGGGAGAAGUUGGUGAGGGAUUGUGGUUCAUAUCCUUAUUUGUAUGGACUUUAAGCUGAGCUGGGACUCAAGAUUGUUCCAGUAGUCCAACACAGAAAUCUGUGUGCACACAGAUACAUCGAACUGGUUGGGAUUGGUUUGGAGGGUAGGUUAAGUUGUCUGUUAAGGAGGAGGAGAGAAUGUGAGUGUACAGAGAGUGGGAUAGUUGGUUUGUCCCUGAUGGAUAAGUACUGUGAAUGAUGCUUAGGAGAAGAAAGACUUGGAAAGUUAGGAGUGUGAUGGAGAUUAGCAGUAUGAAUACAUCCCAAUAAAAAUGCAAUAAUAGCAAAAUCGACAAACUGCCCCUUGUAACUGUGGCCUUAAUCUAAAAGAAAUACAUUGAAACACAUUGGCUUUGUACAUAGACAUUUCUUCACUGGGUUAUGAUUCCAUGUUAAACAUAUUUAUGUCUCUGUGAAAGUCUGGUGUCGUGUGACUCGAGUUGUCUAUCAUACAGAUUUCUUAUACUGAUUUAUUCAUGCGAGUGGAUCUGCGAGAUAAUAACACGUGGUCCUGAUGUUUACCACCGUUCAGAGAAUUGAAGAGGUGAUGCUGCUGUAGAUCACAAUCUGAGUAUUAGGUGUUAGCAGGGUGACCCCCCCCCCUUUUUUUUUUUUUUGGUAAGGGACACAUUAAACCACUUCACUUAGUGCUUAGCUGUGAGAUGUGCAGUUCAGAAUCUGCUUAUCCUAUCAUACACAGUAAGAGUUUUGUCAGGAUAGUAUUUGAGGAGGGUUUCAUACUCUUGAGGGGAGCGAGACCACUUCUUGAUCCAUUUUUCUUUUCUUAGAUGGUGCACAGUACAUGUAUAAACAGCUUGUUACUGAACUCAUACGUCCCAAAAUAUUUUUACCCAUAACAUCUAGCUGUGGCCUCUGAAAUCACAAGUGUCUGGGGUUCUCUCUUUCUGUGGUCUGUUUUUUGUAUGCGUAUAUUUAAUAAACAACAACGUUCUUUAUGGACUUGUAUUCAGCCAUCAGAUUUUGAUGUUGUUUCACUGUAAUUAUUAUUAAAGGUUGUUAAACAACAUGUAAAGGAAUAUUAAAAAAAAGUGCAAUUGCAGGGUUGUUAUUGGUAUCAUACUCACCAUGCAGGAAUAAUCCUGCAGUUUAUUAAGCUUGUCUCUUUAUGACUGCCCUGCCCCCUCCUUUUUUUUUUUUUUUUGGCUUUUUUUUUUCUUAUUGUAAAUAUAAUUGUGAGGUAAAUGCUUUGUUUGCUCUCACUAGAGUAUGUUCGUUGUGACCCAUUCUAAAUGCACAUGCACUCUAACCUGUAAACAUGAGGAACACUUUAGUGCCUUGCAUCCUCACUAAUGAGAAGUUCCAGAUCCAUCCAGUCCUGUAGCUGUGACUGUAUUACAGAAAACCAGUUUACUAAACCAGUAUACAGUUUAAACACCACCAGAUGCAGCCAGCUCAGAGCAUGCAAAACUGAGGUAGGUGCCGCACGCAGGACAAAGAGCACACUGAGUAAAGUGGACAGUUUCUUUCCUCUCUACAGUUACCUUUGUGUUGGUUGUUCGAUCAGCUGUGUAUUUGUAUUUGGCACACGUGUACGUGGGUUUGGCCGGUAUUUGUUUUUCCAGAUUUAUCAUUAAACCUUUUCAUAGAAGAACUUGUUUGGGCAGCGAGCGGGCUGCGCAAAGGUUUAAAAUGCUGUUGCGCUAACCCAACUUCUAUCUCACCACCUCACGAGUGCCAUGCUGUCAUCGUGAUUUUUGGUUUUUUUGCCUGCUUGUAGAUUGAAUGAAUAGUUGAACUUCUCUAGAGAAAAAAAUAAGUUACUGCAAUGCAGAAUAUGCAAUGUUCAAAGUUUUGUAGGGACUGAGGGGUAUUGGACAUAUUUGCAUGCUGAUGAGGGUUGUUACGGAUUUCAAUGUUUUUGAUAUUGGAUUAUUUGUUUUGUUUUUUUAUUAUUUGCCUUUUUAUGAGUGUUGAUCUGCUCAAUUGCUAUUCAUUAAUAUCACAGGCACAACUUCAGUAUGAGACUAUCAGCGUAUGAGUUCUGCAUGCCGGCUUUACUGGUGUUUAAUCUUACAAAUGGCAGCCAGUGCACCACUGUACAGCACAAGCUCCCCACAAGAAGUUAACAUCCAUAUGCUACUCUGCUAUAUCAGUAAUUAUCACAGAUCUCUACAGUACCGUUUGAGCCUACUGACACGCAGUUAUACUCUUAUUUCUGAUCCCUCCUUACUGACUUCCUGUGAUCCAGUGUCUGUUUUGUGUAUGUUUUUCACAUUGUACAAAACUUAAAAAAAAAUAAAAGAUAAAUCAGGUAAAAGGCACGUUUGUGUGUUUGUCAAAAAUUAGAUCAUGGUUAUUUUUUGUUAUGUAGAGGUUUG
Pelmatolapia mariae (spotted tilapia) is the source of this 9169-nucleotide messenger RNA. Its product is annotated as serine/threonine-protein kinase WNK1-like. Gene Ontology annotation, molecular function: protein serine/threonine kinase activity; ATP binding; potassium channel inhibitor activity. Gene Ontology annotation, cellular component: cytoplasm; cytosol. Gene Ontology annotation, biological process: positive regulation of potassium ion import across plasma membrane; negative regulation of sodium ion transport; protein phosphorylation. The transcript has 29 exons. NCBI's taxonomy places the organism in Eukaryota, Metazoa, Chordata, Actinopteri, Cichliformes, Cichlidae. The coding region runs from base 666 to 6422 and encodes 1918 amino acids. The record is from RefSeq and is a predicted model, not a curated record.